This is a messenger RNA of Entamoeba invadens IP1, 1569 nucleotides long. RefSeq lists its product as hypothetical. Bases 1 to 1569 code for a protein of 522 amino acids. Lineage: Eukaryota; Evosea; Mastigamoebida; Endamoebidae. The record is from RefSeq and is a predicted model, not a curated record. The transcript has a single exon.
AUGAAACCGAAGACGACGCUGGUCGUUUCGAAGGUCACCCCAAAGGGGGUGCUCACAAAAAUCAAUUUUGCACUAAGUAAGUUGGUAACGUCAAUUGGAACAAUUGGUGCUGACAUCAUGCUUAAGGAGGCAACAACACUUCAAGCUGUUUUAAUUGUCGAUACAAUCAACAAUCCGUCUGGGAUAAUGUUCAACAGGGGAGAGGUUGGUUCCCUUUAUGUAAACGGCCAACCGAUCAACAAAAAUAUGACUUACCCAAUCACCGCACGUGACCUUAUCCAGAUAUUGGAUCAUUUCCUUUAUUUAACGUACGGUAAACCGGAAGAAUCCGACAAAGACAUUGUUCUACAGAAAAUGAAGGUCGGGAAGAGAAAAUCAAUUUCAAGUACACCAAUAAAGAGGGAUAGUAUAACCGUAAGGAGGUCUCAAGAACAACGGACCAGUAUUAAGAAAUUGGUUUCGGAAGAUAACCCAAAGGAGUUUAAGAAUGAGGACAACGACUUCAACGUAAAUUUUUCGCUUUUAUCUUCCGUCAUUCCAGAAGAGAUUGAGAUUGACAACGCGAAUGACAGCAAAGUUGAGAGUGGUGGAACGAAAGAAGAUUUGAGGCGCAAAAAAGUGGAGAAAGUGAGAAAGCCAAGAAAAAGAUCACAAUCCCGCGAGGCGAGGAGAGAGACCUGUGAGAUCGAGGAACUCAAAGAUGAAGAGAAGAAAGAGGUUGUAAUUCGUGUUUCGCAACAGAAGGGUAACGUCAAAUCAAUUAUAAGCGAAACCGACUUUUUGAAAGGAAAGGUGUUUUACUUUGGGAUGAACGAUGAGAUGAUGAAAAAAUACGAGCAUAUUAUCAAGAAGUAUGGUGGGAAAGUUGGUGACCGAUACCCAAAAUUUGAUAAAGCUUUAUUGCCAACAAAAGCUGAGCUUGACGCGUUUAAAAAAGAAGAAAAAGGAGAAGAGCUAUUUCAUAAGUGGGGCGUGAACGGUCCCAAAGAAUGCGCCUUAGUCGUGAGUAAAGAAAAUGAGGGUCCGCACAUGGCUUACUUAUGUUGCAUUGUCAGCCAGGUUCCUGUCAUCAGAUCGGAUUAUUUUGACCAAAUCGCUAAACAAAAGAAAGACGUUGGGAUGUUCAAUUUUCUUGCACCGGUUAUACCAACAUCAACAGGUGUUUUUGCAAAUUCAGUUCAGCCAAUUGAGUUCUUCCCAUUUGAAACAUACAACAUUAAUGAAGUUCCCAGAAUUCAAAUUCCGGCGAAAAAGAGUGAGUCGGAGAAGAAUAUCACUGAAACCUUUAUCGUUAAAGUUGGGUGCAGGGUGGUGGACCGAACAAUUACUCGGAAAAGCGAACUGAAACCGACGGGACUUGACAAAUCUGUUUACUCUUUUAGCCCCAUCAUGGAGUCUGAGGUGAAGAAAAAUAGGAUGAGCAUGGGUACUCAAAGAAAAAGCGAGGCGCAACAAGACUUUCUUGUGCUAUAUCUUGAUUGGGUUGUGAAGAUGAUUUUGGACGGCGGUUUUAUAGCCCCACGAGACUACAUUCUGAAUAAGGACGUUGAUGGGUAUGACCAAAUCUAA